Messenger RNA from Aspergillus homomorphus CBS 101889, 1401 nucleotides. RefSeq names its product cytochrome P450. NCBI's taxonomy places the organism in Eukaryota, Fungi, Ascomycota, Eurotiomycetes, Eurotiales, Aspergillaceae. The annotation marks the transcript as partial. The transcript has a single exon. The record is from RefSeq and is a predicted model, not a curated record. Gene Ontology annotation, molecular function: oxidoreductase activity, acting on paired donors, with incorporation or reduction of molecular oxygen; iron ion binding; monooxygenase activity.
CCUAAGCUUCCCCCCGGCCCGCCCGGCCUGCCACUCAUAGGAAACCUUCUUCAGUUCCCUUCCAGCCUGACCAGAUUCACAUUUGACAAAUGGCACAAACUAUACGGACCAUUCGUGGGUCUGUCCCUAGGGACAAAGCACGUCAUUAUAAUCGGGAGCGCCUCGAUCGCCAGCGAGUUAUUCGGAAAAAGAGGUCGUAUCUACAGUUCUCGACCUCGAAUGGUCAUGGCUCUAGAAAACUUGACGCACAAAAUGCACACGGUAUUCCUGCCAUAUGGGCCGCAAUGGCGAGCUCAUAAUCGCAUUCAUAGAACCAUUCUCGCUCCGAGCAAAGCCCAACAUUUUCACGAGCUCCUUGAAGCAGAAACAAAGCUGACUCUGCAUGAGUUGCUACAUGCGGAAGACUGGGACGGAAGCAUUGUACGCUUCACGUCAAGUGUUGUGUAUAGUCUUGCGUAUGGGCAACGCCUCCAAGGAGACGAGAAAGAAGUCCGAGAAAUGUCUGAAUUUGUCGAGGAAACGAUGCGUGCAAUCUCCGGGACUUGGAUGGUAGAUAUAUUCCCCUGGAUUAAUCUACUUCCCAGCUUCCUCAACCCAUGGAAAAGAUUUGGGGAUCGCUGUCAUCAACAGGCCAUGCGUAUAUUUGCAGAGAGCACCAAGCGUGCUAUGCACACCCCGGGGUGGAAUUUCACCAAGCAUGUCCUGACUACAGAGCAGACUGGCGAGCUCAGCAGCGAGGAACUGCUUUAUAUAGUCGGGGUGCUUUUCCAGGCCGGUAUCGACUCCACCUCUACAACCUUCCGGUAUUGCAUCCUGGCGUCCAUCCUGCAUCGUGACAAAGUGGUGAAAGUCCAGCAGGAACUAGACGCCAUUGUGGGAAACACCCGACCUCCAAAUCUGGAGGAUAUUGCUGCGCUGCCUUAUACGAGAGCGUUCAUCAACGAGGUUCUCCGCUGGCGACCUAUCACAAUUGGGUCAUUAGCGCACUGUAGCUCUGAGCACGACACGUUCAUGGGUUACGAUAUACCUAAAGGUUCGGUGGUCAUACUCAACCACUGGUCUGCCGCCUUAAGCACUGAGACCUACGGGCCGGACGCCGCCUGCUUCCGCCCGGAACGUUGGAUUGAAGAUCCUGAUCUUCCGCUCCUGGCGUUUGGCUGCGGGCGUCGAGCCUGUUCGGGUCAAUAUCUCGCCAAGAAGGAGCUUGAGAUCUUGAUUCCUAACAUCUUGUGGGCCUUCAACAUCGAAGCCGGCUGUGUAGAUGGGAUCCAGGCGAGCCUAGAUCCUUGGGAUCUUCAGGAAAUCGGUGGACUUCUUCGACCGCCCCCGUUUCCGGCUAGGUUUACUCCUCGUGAUGACGAGCGACGGGCCAUCAUUGAGCGCGACUUCAAAUCCGUUGAU